Molecule: messenger RNA, 3102 nt
Organism: Dryobates pubescens (Downy woodpecker)
Lineage: Eukaryota; Metazoa; Chordata; Aves; Piciformes; Picidae
Gene: TM6SF1
Product: transmembrane 6 superfamily member 1
Exons: 10
Coding region: 71-1183 (370 amino acids)
Cellular component (GO): lysosomal membrane
Source: RefSeq, a predicted model, not a curated record
GCGGCGGGCAGAGGCCGGCGGGGCCGCGGGCGGGAAGGGCUGAGGUGAGGCGGCGCCUCCCGCCGCUGGGAUGAGCGCCUCGGCCGCCACCGGCGUCUUCGUCCUCUCCCUCACAGCCAUCCCCGUCACGUACCUCUUCAACUGCUUGGCGGCCGUCGGCAGUUCCUGGGCAAUUGUUGCAGUCGGAUUGCUGGUCCUGCUUUUUAUUGCUCUGCUGGCUCGUCUUCUUGUCAAAAGAAAACCACCAAAAGACCCUCUUUUUUAUGUUUAUGCUGUAUUUGCCUUUACCAGUGUAGUGAAUCUAAUAAUUGGACUGGAACAGGAUGGUAUUAUUGAUGGAUUCAUGACUCAUUACUUGAGAGAGGGUGAACCCUAUCUGAACACUGCCUAUGGCCAUGUGAUCUGCUAUUGGGAUGGCUCUGCUCAUUAUCUGAUGUAUCUGUUGAUGGUGGCAGCUAUUGCAUGGGAACAAAGCUAUAGAUCCAUUGGCCUCUACUGGCUAGGUUCCAUUAUCAUGAGCAUCAUUGUCUUUAUGCCUGGAAAUAUUGUGGGUAAAUAUGGAACAAAAUUGUGCCCUGCUUUUUUCUUGAGCAUACCAUAUAUUUGCCUUCCCAUAUGGGCUGGGUUCCGGAUUUACAACCAACCUUCGGCGCCUUGCGACGCUCCAGUCAAGGCGGUUCAGGAGGUCCAGAAGAAAGGACUCUUAAGACGACCAAUCGAUUUAAUGUUAGCUGCGUACCUCAUUCUAGCAACGGGGUUUUGCAUAUUUAGGGGCAUGAUUGCUCUGGAUUGCCCUGCUGAACUCUGCCGGUUAUAUAUCCAGCUGCAUGAGCCUUACAUAAAAGAUCCUGCUGCCUAUCCUAAGCUUCAGAUGCUGGCAUACAUGUUCUACUCUGUGCCAUACCAUGUGAUUGCUCUGUACGGCCUGCUGGUACCUGGUUGUUCCUGGAUGCCUGAUAUAACCCUUAUAUAUGCCGGAGGACUAGCUCAGGCUCAGUUCUCCCACAUUGGUGCUUCUCUUCAUGCUCGAACUCCUUACAUCUACAGAGUCCCUGAAGAAGCAAAACAGUUUUUCCUGGUAUUGAACAUAAUGUAUGGGAUUCUCCCCCAGCUGCUGGCUUACAGGUGUGUCAACAAGCCAGAGUUUUUUAUGAAAACAAAACAAGAAGAAAAACCAGAAUAGCGCAACUGUGUGCAGCUCCUCCUCCUGGCGGUGUUUGUAAUUGAGUUGGGAUGUAACUGAACUGUUCAGCUGGAAGCCAGAUGAAGCGUGUAAGAUGUGUAAGAGCGCAGAGUUGUGUCAAGUUGCAUGGGCUGUUCUGUUUAUCCUACUCCAAAAGGGAAAAUAAAGACGACUGCCUUCAGUACCGCUUCUCACCGUCUGACUUUGCGCUGCAGCGAGUCGCUAGUUCCCAAAGCUAUUUUUAAGCAAGCUGCUUUGACAGUCUGAGAAAUACUGCACAAAGUUAAACCAUAAUAAUGAUGUCACUGUUUAGCCUUCACACACUGAGGAGUAUCAGUGCUAGCAAAUACACAGCUACUGUAGAAGGUGAAGGUCAACAUUUGGAAGUGUGAGAAAUUACCAUACAUAACUCUGUCACAUGCACAUGUUUUAUUUGUCAAAAGUAUGUCUUGUGGGUCAGCCUCGUUAAAAAUCCCAAGAAAUCUUUUAAGAAGCAAUCAACUCUUACGGUAAGACUCCAGAGAGGAUAAGCAAAUCAUAGAGUUUAGUUAAUUCUUUAAAGGAUUCACUGCUGCAAGGACUGCUCAUCCGCUUGAAGUUAAGCAUGUGCUUACGAGCACUUCUGAAGUGGGCAUGGAGGGCUCAUUACCUUGAAGAACUGGGUCUUACACCAUAGCAUGUGUUUCCAGAGAGGAGGAGGGGUUUUGGCCCUGUUCUUCUCCACAGCUACUUUGAGUAGCAGCAAAUACAGCAACCUGGGUUUGUGUAGCUUCUGUUGCUGUUUGCAGUUACAGUAUUUCUUAUGCCUUGGACGUUUAUUUAUACUAAAAGCAGUAGCUCAGUGCCUUUCUCACAGAUCAGCGUAGCUGAUACACUUGAACUGGAAACACCUUCUUUCGGCAUGUUGACUUGGGGUGUUUGGGUUUAGAGAAACUGAAUUUUCUUUUUAAACCUAAUCAGGAACAAGAGAGCAUCAGCUGAUGUGCAAGUGCGUUGCACUCUGCACAGGGACACUUUCAGAGCAAUUCAUGCUUUAACGCUCUCCUGUUGAACACUGAGCAGUGCUCAGAGGAGUGAACCAGGGUUUUAUACCUCCAGCCAAAGGGGCAGGUCCAAAAUAACCACAGCACACCUCAGGCAACGCUUCUUGGCUAAAAGGACCGUAGCAACAACUCCCUCCAGCCCCCAGCCUCCCUGCUGUUGGCUCCUUCCACAUAGGCUACAAUUUGAGAUGCCUCCACCCCAGUCCAUCCUCCCACAGACAAUCCCAGAGCCGUUGGGCUGGAGCAGGACACGCUGGCUCCCAAGCAGGUAUUUGAGCCUCCAGUGUCACUUGUAACGUUUUCAAAGAAACUUUGAAUACAUUCAAGGUGAAUUUAAUAACCUCCUGUUAUCCAGAAAAGGCAAAGUACAGAAAAAAAUAAAGAUCUCACCUGCACUGGUAUCUAUUUAUGGUCAACUCAUGUUAACAGAAUGUUUUGCUUUAAUACUUGACUUACAUUAAUACCUCACAUUAUUACACGUAUGAAGCCAAAUAUGACGCUAACUUAGUUGCUUACAACCUCAAACCUUACUCCCAAUACACAUUCCAAUAAAUUUAUUCUGUAAAAACAAUACAUUUUUUUUUGUUUCCUUUUUGUUGCCUUUUUUGUUUUUUUGUCGUGGUUUUUUUUUUUUUUCUUAAGUUUUUUUUUUUUACAGCAAACUCAUCAACUACAAACCUUGAAUACGCAAAAGAUGUUCCAAGGACAAGCAUAACAAGGAUUGAUAAAACCAGACUAAAUAUGUUUUCACAAUAAAAGCUGGCAUAAAAAUAAAUAAAAAUCUCUAUUAUCACAAUAGCAACAAUAAUGUACACAGAGUAAUGGAUUUGGAAUGCUUACUUACUAGUCUAGUUCUAUUUCCAAAAGGAAAGAAAA